AUGCCUAAAGAUAAAGGAAAACCAUCGUGUGAAAAGUCAUUCUCCCAGAAAGGUAACCAGUUUAAACACAAGCGUAUUCAUACAGGGAAGAAACAAUAUGGAUGUGAUAUCUGUGGGAAAUCAUUCUAUCGAAAUGAUCACUUAACAGACCACCAGCGUUGUGGUAAAUCUUUCACCCGAAAUACUAGAUUAACUUUUCACAAACGUAUUCAUACAGGAGAGAAGCCAUAUCAGUGUGAUAUCUGUAGUAAAUCAUUCUCUCGACUUGAAUACUUCACUGCACACAAGUCUUUACAUACUGGAGAAAAGCCAUAUCAGUGCAACAUCUGUGGUAAAACAUUCACUGUAGGUUCUAACUUACGAGCACACAAACGUAUUCAUACAGGAGAGAAACCUUUUCACUGUGAUGUCUGUGGUAAAUCAUUCCAUAAAAGUAAUGCCUUAAAAGCACAUAAGCGUAUUCAUUCAGGAGAGAGGCCAUAUAACUGCGAUAUCUGUGGUAAAUCAUUCUGUCAAAAUGGUGCCUUAAAAGUACAUAAGCGUAUUCAUACAGGAGAGAGGCCAUACAUUUGUGAUAUUUGUGGUAUAUCAUUUCCUCAAAAUAUUAACUUAACUAAGCACAAACGUAUUCAUACAGGAGAGAAGCCAUAUCGCUGUAAUAUCUGUGGUAAAUCGUUCUCUCAAAGCAGUGUUUUGAAUUAUCACAAACGUAUUCAUACAGGAGAGAAGCCAUACCAAUGUGAUAUCUGCAAUAAAUCUUUCUCUCGGAAUGACAGGUUGACUACUCAUUGGCGUACUCAUACAGGAGAGAAGCCAUUUAAGUGUGAUGUUUGUAAGAAGUCAUUCUCUGACAGUAGUAAGUUAAUAAUACACAAGUAUAUUCACACAGAAAAGAAGCCAUACCAGUGUGAUAUUUGUGGUAAAUCAUUCUCUCAAAGUAAUAAUUUGAUGACACACAGGCGUAUUCACACAGGAGAGAAGCCAUAUCAGUGCAAUAUCUGUGGAAAGCCCUUCUCUGAGAAUAGUAACCUAACAAAACACAGACGUAUUCAUACAGGAGAGAAACCAUUUCAGUGUGAUAUCUGUGGUAAAUCAUUCUCACAGAAUGGUAACCUAACUAAACACAAACGUAUUCAUACAGGAGAGAAACCAUAUCGGUGUGAUAUUUGCGGUAAAUCAUUCUGUGGAAGUAGUGAGUUGACUAUACACCACCGCAUUCAUACAGGAGAGAAGCCGUAUCAUUGUGAUAUCUGUGGUAAAUCAUUUUCUGUAAGUAGUGCCUUGAUUUCCCACCAACAUAUUCAUACAGGAGAGAAACCAUAUCAAUGUGAUGACUGUGGUAAGUCAUUCUCUCGAUUUCAUUACUUAACAUCACACAAGCAUAUUCAUACGGGAGAGAAGCCGUAUCACUGUGAUAUCUGUGGUAAAUCUUUCUCUCAAUGUAGCGACUUAACUAAACAUAAACGUGUUCACACAGGAGAUAAGCCAUAUCACUGUAAUGUCUGUGGUAGAUCAUUCGCUCAGUGUAGUGGUUUAACAAAACACAAACUUACUCAUACAGGAGAAAAGCCACAUCACUGUGAUGUCUGUGGCAAAUCUUUCACCCGAAAUACUUCCUUGACUUCUCACAAACGAAUUCAUACAGGAGAGAAACCAUAUCACUGUGAUUUCUGUGGUAAAUCAUUUUCUCACUUUAAUUACUUAGUGUCUCAUAAGUUUACUCACACAGGAGAGAAACCGUAUCAGUGUAAUAUCUGUGGUAAAUCAUUCCCUGUACGUUGGAACUUAGCAACUCACAAACGUAUCCAUACAGGAGAGAAGCCAUAUCGAUGCAAUAUCUGUGGUAAGUCAUUCCCAGCAAGUUCUAACUUGACAACACACAAACGUGUUCACUCAGGAGAGAAGCCAUAUCAGUGUGAUAUCUGUGGUAAAUCAUUCUCUGUACGUAGUAGCUUAACGACACAUGUACGUAUUCAUACAGGAGAGAAGCCAUACCAAUGUGAUAUUUGUUGUAAAUCAUUUUCUGAAAAUAUUCACUUAACAAUACACAAACGUAUUCAUGUAGGAGAAGAGGCAUACCAGUGUGAUAUCUGUGGAAAAUCAUUUUCUCAAAGUAGUCAUGUAACUACUCACAAACGUAUUCAUACAGGAGAGAAGCCAUAUCAGUGUGAGAUCUGUGAUAAAUCAUUUACUCGAAUUGAUUAUUUAACUUCACACAGACGUAUUCACACAGGAGAGAACCCAUAUCACUGUGAUAUCUGUGGUAAAUCAUUCUCUGCAAGUAGUAACUUGACAGCACACAAACGUAUUCAUACAGGGGAGAAGCCGUAUCUCUGUGAUAUCUGUGGUAAAUCAUUCUCUGUGCGUAGUGUCCUAACAUCUCACAAACGUAUUCAUACAGGAGAGAAACCAUAUCACUGUGAUAUCUGUAGGAAAUCAUUUUCUGACAGUAGUUACUUGAGAAUACACAAACGUAUUCAUACAGGAGAGAAGCCAUAUCACUGUGAUAUCUGUGGUAAAUCAUUCUCUGUAAGUAGUAAAUUAACUAAACAUACACGUAUUCAUACAGGAGAGAAACCAUAUCAGUGUGAUAUCUGUGGCAGAUCAUUCUCUGGAAGUGGUAACUUAAAGACACACAAGCACAUGCAUACAGGAGAGAAGCCGUAUCACUGUGACAUCUGUGGUAAAUCAUUCGCUGGAAGUAGCAACUUAAUUAAACACAAACGUAUUCAUACAGGAGAGAAACCAUAUCAGUGUGAUAUCUGUGGUAAAUCAUUCUCUCAGAAUCAACAUCUAACUGAACACAAACGUAUUAUCCAUACAGGAGAGAGACCAUAUCAUUGUGAUAUCUGUGGUAAAUCAUUCUCUUUCAAUCGUCACUUAACUAAACACAGACGUAUUCAUACAGGAGACAAGCCAUUUUAUUGUAACAUCUGUGAUAAAUCAUUCUCUGAAAAUAGUGAACUUAUUUCACACAAGAAUAUUUGCACAGAAGAGAAGCCAUAUCAGUGGUAA
Molecule: messenger RNA, 3015 nt
Organism: Octopus sinensis (East Asian common octopus)
Lineage: Eukaryota; Metazoa; Mollusca; Cephalopoda; Octopoda; Octopodidae
Product: zinc finger protein 493-like
Exons: 7
Coding region: 1-3015 (1004 amino acids)
Biological process (GO): regulation of transcription by RNA polymerase II
Molecular function (GO): DNA-binding transcription factor activity; RNA polymerase II cis-regulatory region sequence-specific DNA binding
Source: RefSeq, a predicted model, not a curated record